Molecule: messenger RNA, 2443 nt
Organism: Melanotaenia boesemani (Boeseman's rainbowfish)
Lineage: Eukaryota; Metazoa; Chordata; Actinopteri; Atheriniformes; Melanotaeniidae
Gene: il10ra
Product: interleukin 10 receptor, alpha
Exons: 7
Coding region: 137-1870 (577 amino acids)
Molecular function (GO): protein binding
Source: RefSeq, a predicted model, not a curated record
CACUGACAACCAGAGCCCAGCUGCAUCCUCUGUGUUGACAGUCACACUUCGAUUUUAGUACAGUUAUAAUGUUUCUACACUGAAGCUUUGAAAGAGGGACUGCUUUGGUGGUUACUGGAUGGAUUUGGACUGAACAAUGACAUCUUUUCAAUCACUCAAAAAGGAUAUGAAAAGCAACAUGCCAAUUCUUACCUUCUUAAUUCUCUACAUAAACCAAGUUUCAGGAAUGCAAGUCCCUCAGCCUGACAAACUGGAGGUGAAUAUUAUAGAUGGGGAGGUAGUUGCACUUUGGAAACCUCCAACAGACGCUCCCUCAAAUUUCUCCUACAAUGUGCAAAUGACAGAGUACGUUGGCGAAUGGGCUGAUGUAACCCACUGCACAAGGAUCACAAAGAACUACUGUCACCUUAGCAGUCUGAUACAUAACUAUGGUAUCGCGUACAAGGUCAGAGUUCAGCUGGUUACAAGAGAUGAUGAGUCCACGUGGACAUUCAAGAAAUUUCUGCCAAAUGACAGUGAUUUGCUACCUCCCUCCUUCACUUUGUGGGCUACUUCCAGCACGCUUACAGUGUAUGUUCAUGAAAAACCCAUUCUGAAAAAACUCUUUCCAUAUGGAGUCACAUACACCAUCUACUUGGAUGAAAUGGGACAAGAGAAUAAGACAACCACGGCUUACCUGAAAGACGAGGUGGAGGAUCAGAGAACGAAGAUUUUUAAUGGUCUCCACUGGGGGAGAAAAUAUUGUGUCAGCAUCAAGGUAGAAGGCAACGGAGCUCUCUCCACCAGCAGUGUGUCAAAGCAGCAGUGUCUGCUCCUACCAGAACAAGAAUGGUUCAUAAUUGCAACAUCAUCUCUAUCUUUUCUGGGUGUCCUAGCAGUAGUUGCGAUUAUAGCAAGCAUCCUCUUGUGUUAUCUGAAACGUCCAGCGAAAACACCUUCUUCACUGAAAUCUCCUGUAAGUGGCUGGCUUCCACUUUCUGUAGCGGAAGGAAUUGUGGAGGUGGUUACAGACAAAGGAUGGUUUCUUUCCAGUUAUGGAAAAGAGGAGAACAACUGUGUCAGACUUCCUGUGACCCAUCUUACUGUAACAGAGGACAAAGAAGAAGAGGACAGGAGGACCAGCAUGGAUAGUGGAGUCAGCAUGGUGUCAAAUUCUAUUACAACCAGUGGAAGUAGUCCCCCAAUGAGACAAGAGGACAGCGGCUUUGGGAGCAUGGGAGGACCAGAGAGUUCGACUAGCUCUCAGACAAAUUACCCCAUGAAAGAUGAGAUGACUGAAUCUGAAGCAGUUAGGAAAAAUGAAGACAGUGGGAUGGGCAUGAGCUGCCAGCUUGAGUCUUCUUCAAUGAGCCUGGAUGGACAGGAUAGUGUGCCUUUAUUGGAGUCUGUUACUGGGGGUAAUUAUCACAGCCAGAGCCCUGCUGCAGUACAGAAGAUCCAUGCCUGUGAUGAUGAGGACAUCUUCAAACAGAUACCUACAGAUUCCAUUUUGGCUGAAGUUGUGACAGGAUACAGAGCUGGGCCUCAGUCAUGUAUCUGCUCAGGAGCAGGUCAGUGCAGCUGGUGCCAUAAAUUUGGCCUUCACGAAAACGAAGUUACUAAACAGUACAGCGGUGUCUGUAUUGAAAAUGAACUGCUGGUCAGCAAAAGGGACUUGGUGGACUCUUAUGAAAGCACAGUCACAUUUUCAGGUUAUCAUAGUAAAACACAACUGGACACUGUCAUGAUAAAUGACAUGGACACAAGAUUUUUACAAAUAAGUAAAGCUUUUCCUCUGCUGACCUCUCUACCACUGGUCAAGUGUGGACAGGACUUUAAUAUGAACAAUGUGUCACUCUGUCUCUGUGACGUAGAGCUGGCAACAGACUAAUACAUUGUAGAAUUCAUCAACACUAUCUAUGGAAAAUAAGCUGAUGCAACCUCUUCUACAAAACCACACCUCCUGAAUAAUGAGACAGAAGCAGUAUUUUGUCAUUAAAUUUAAAGCAAGAGAGGAUAAACUAAACCUUAAAAAGGAAAGUUAGCAACUAACAGACUGCUUCUAAACAGGAAGGAAACUGAACUAUGCAGCUGCUGGCUGGUAACUGUUAGUUGAUGCCUUGGGAGCUUGUAGUCAGUAAACAUAUAUUCAUUGGCCUAUUUAUGCCAGUCUCAUGGGGGCAUAUUUACAGUUGAGUAAAAUGCAGAUGCAGGAAAUGAAAAUGGUGUGGGGAGCACUGACAAAAAAUGGUCUUACAGUUGAACAUUUCCAGAUUUCACCUCCUCCAGCAACAACGCUGUUUAUCAGUUGCCCAUGCUUGGAAUUUUUUUAUGGUUUUUAGCUGUGCUCACGUUGUUACUUAUAAUGAACUUGUUGUUUAUCAGUAAUAUUGUGAGACUGUAUUUUAUUGUAAUAUAUCAUCAUUACACAAGAUAUUGCAAAUAAAGUACAAACAAAAAUCUA